Eleginops maclovinus (Patagonian blennie) is the source of this 1411-nucleotide messenger RNA. Its product is annotated as zinc finger protein 572-like. Gene Ontology annotation, molecular function: DNA-binding transcription factor activity, RNA polymerase II-specific; RNA polymerase II transcription regulatory region sequence-specific DNA binding. The transcript has 8 exons. The record is from RefSeq and is a predicted model, not a curated record. The coding region runs from base 622 to 1326 and encodes 234 amino acids. Gene Ontology annotation, biological process: regulation of transcription by RNA polymerase II. NCBI's taxonomy places the organism in Eukaryota, Metazoa, Chordata, Actinopteri, Perciformes, Eleginopidae.
UCCAGGGGGCAGUGAAGCUCUGUGACGUACAGAGCGUAGAAGAAGAAGGCAGCAGCAGCAGGAAAUUUUCCUGAUGGCGUUGGGGGGGCAGCGUUACCAUGACAUCUGCCCUGUGGCCCUGCAGGUGGAGGGGCAACGUUACCAUGACAUCAGCCCUGUGACCCUGCAGGUGGGGGGGGGCGGUUAGCUCCAGCCUGUACUGUGGGGAGGUUGGGGGGCAAUGGGGGGGGCAGGUGGAGGCCUUCCUGGUGGAGCUGUACCGCUGCAAACUGUGUCAGUUCACCUGCAGCCUGAAAGCCUCCGUCAGCCAGCACCUGCUGACCCACAGGGGGGGGGGGUCGCCCUACCAGCUGGACCUGAGCGGGGGGGCCAAGCAGGAUGACGAUGACUUCCUGCUCUACAACAUGCUGAUCAGCCCCCCCCCAGGAAGCCCCCCCCCGGGGGACAUCAGUGGGGAGGUCGGCCACACCUGUGAGGUGCGCUCUCUCUUCGAGGACUCGGCUCAGUCGGCUCACCUCAUGACUCUCGGCUUGUGUCGCAUCUCUAAGCCGCCCCCCCCAUCCCCCGGACCCCUGGCCCCCCCCGCCCGAUGCCCCCCCCCCCUCCUGCCCACUGUGCUGCAUGACGCUGGGCAGCUGGGAGGAGCUGCCCCCCCACUGCAGGAGGUGCAGCCGGAGGGGGGGGCGCAAACAGCAGAAGAAAAAGAAGAGGAAGAAGAAGAGGAGGAAGAGCACGGACUCAGUAGACGCUCAGCAGAAAACACCAGACGGAUGGAGCCAGCUGAUUGGACGAGCAGAAGGAAAGGAGGCGGGGCCUAACAACAGAGAGACGCUGCAGGAACAAGCAGAGAGGAAGAGGAAGCCGAAGAACGAGGAAAAGGAGACAGGCUUCUGUUGCUCUCUCUGCCACAGGAGCUUCUCCUCCUCUCUGACUCUCAGGAGACACCUGGGCUCACACGGAGGGGAGAAACCCUUCAGCUGUCCUCACUGCAGCUACUGCAGCAGACUGAAGGCUUCACUUCUGCAACACCUGAGGACACACACAGGUGAGAAGCCCUUCAGGUGUGCUGAGUGUUCGUACGCCUCCAUCGACCGCAGCUCUCUGCUCAGGCACUGCAGGACACACAGCCAGGAGAAACCAUACAGCUGCACACACUGCGACUACAGCAGUAUCCAGAAGAAGGGUUUGGAUCUCCACGCUCGUCGUCAUCACAGCGGCGAGGCGUUUCCAUGCCGACAGUGUUCGUACUCUAGUCCGGACCGCCAGCUGCUGCAGAGACACGUCCGCCGUCACCACGGUAACCUCACAGCAGACCCUACACUCUGAUUGGACUGUCAGCUUGGGGGCGGGGCUACAGUCCGACGUUUUUUAUUGGUUGAAUUUAAAAUAAAAGGAAAAAAAAUUGAGGAAA